Molecule: messenger RNA, 2689 nt
Organism: Hydra vulgaris (swiftwater hydra)
Lineage: Eukaryota; Metazoa; Cnidaria; Hydrozoa; Anthoathecata; Hydridae
Source: RefSeq, a predicted model, not a curated record
CAGUAAAUAGAGAAAAUUCAAAAUGAUUGUUCUUUCAUUUUCUUGACAAGUUAUUUAAUAUACUAAAUAUAUUUUCUUUGCACAAAUUUUAGACAUUUUAAUAAAAUUAAAUCAGAUGUGUCAGUAGGAGAAAUGGCAUCUUACAAUAAUGGCUCAGAAGUUGCACUAAAAAUUGAUAGCAAUAAUGAUGAGAGUGGAUUGGAUUCUUCUGUUGGUGGAAUGAGUAGUGGAGAAGAGGAAGAGUUAAACAAGCUUCUUGUUGGUGGUUGUGAAUCACAAACUCAGUUAUGUACUGUUAAUAAUUAUGUUGAUGAAAUUGAACAAAGUGUAUUAUCUUCUGAAAGAAACAGUGACUCUAAUUAUGAAACUAACACCAUACUGACAAUAAAAUUUUGUCCUGAGUCUUCUGUUCAGAUGAUCUUAAUACAUGGCAUUGAAAAAAAAACUUUUGUUGGAAAGGAGUUUGAAAAGAAACAGAUUUAUAGCACUGAACAAGAAUCAAAAGCCUGCCAUAAACGCCAACAAUGCAAAGAAUCAGUAAUGCCUGAAAACAAAAUAAAGAAAACAAAGGCUCAAAUAAUUACCAAUGCUGAUAACAAACCAAAAGUUUCAUAAGGAAGUACAUUAUCAUAUAAUAAUCCUGAUAAUUACAAGACAGAUGUACCGGAUUUCAAACCGUCUUGUGAACCUGGAGCUUAUUUAGGUCUUCGCCUAGUACAAAAAAAUAUGGCAAGAGAAAAUUGAUUAUUUUUCCUUUUUCUUCACAGAAAUUAUAAAUGAUGUGUGUAGGCACACUAAUACUUAUGUGUGGCAGAAUAUUCAUUUUAAGAAAACAUAUGCUGAUAAAAGCAUAUGUUUUCUUAAAAUGGGGCAUGGCAAGAGACCAAUGUAUUUGAAAUGAAGAAAUUUAUAGCCUGCUUAAUAUAUCAAGGGCUAGUUAAAGUUUCGAUAUUGGAGUACAAAAUCUCUCUAUCAUGGGCAAGAGUCAUGAUAUCUAGAGAUCAUUUUGUAUCCCUAUUAGCAAUGCUGCAUAUUGUAGACCCAAACAGUGAAAUUGAUAAAACUGACAAGCUAAGAAAAGGACAGUUAUUGACAAAUUCAAAAUUAAAUGUCGAGAGUUGUCACCUAAUCAAAAUGUUGACGAACAUUGUCACCUAAUCAAAAUGUAGUUGUUGACGAACGUUUGGUCAAAUUAAAACAUUGUUUUGGAAUUCGUCAAUAUAUCAAAAACAAACCGGUUAAAUUUGGAAUCAAAAUUUGGGUCAUUGUAGAAUCGAAAUCAGGUUAUACUUGGGAUUUUAACAUUUAUACAGGGAAAAGUAGUAGUACAAGUGAUAAGAGCCAUCACGGCCUGGGCUAUGAUGUUGUUAUGGAAUUAACUAAGCCCCUGCUCAAUCAAGGAUAUCAUGUAUAUUUUGAUAAUUUUUAUACGUCAGUUUACUUAGUAAAAGCUUUAUACAAAGAAAAAACCUUAUCUUGUGGUACAGCAACAGAAAAACACAAAGGAUUUCCUGAGAGUAUGAAAAAUGGUAAAAUGUGUUCUAGAAAUAAGAACAAGAGAGACAUGCGUUGGUAACGCAACAAUGAAAUUUUGUCAUUGCAAUGGAUAGACAACAGGGUUGUAACUCCUAUUGAUGCUAUCUCCUAUUGAUUGUGCUAAUGAUUAUGUCAAAGUAAAGCGUAAAAAAAUGUUGGUGACAAGUGGAAUGAUAUCUUAAUCAAAAAACCGUUUGUAGUUCACUGCUACAAUUGUUUUAUGAAUGGUGUUGACCAAUCGGAUCAAAUUUUGGCCAAGUAUAAUCUAUUAAGGAAGUGUGUUAGAUGUUGGAAAACACUCUUUUAUCAUCUCAUAGACAUUGCAGUUGUAAAUAGUUUCAUUUUGUUCAAACAUGCAGAAUCAAAGGAAAGAUAGCAUGAAAGAAAACUUUUAUACCAUUUUAGACUUUCGAGAGGAACUCAUUCGAGAUUUGAUUAAGCUUGAAGAAUUUGCCAAUCCCCCACAACAUAAGCCAUAUUUAACCUAUGGAAAAUACCAUUCUGAGCAUCUACCAAAGUUUGGAAGCAAAAGACGAAACUGUAAAUUAUGCCACACUCAAUUAAAAUAAAAAUAAAAUAUUUUUUCCUACUGCGAUGCACCUCAGUGCAACAUCGCCUUACACUGCACUGCAGCAAAAAACUGUUUUGCAAUAUAGCAUAACUCAGAUUAUCAUAAAAAUAAUUAAUUUAAGUAUUUAUUUUUAAAGUAUAAUGGAAUUCUUAGUGUUUUCUGUAUUCUAUAUCAUUGUAGUAUUAUUUUUUCCCCUUUUUUCUGCUAAUAAACCACAAAAUAAUGAACCAUCUGCCACGCCAAUGCAAAUAAUAUUUUUAACAAAUUUAUUUUGGUAUUCUGAUUGCCCAUACAUUAGGCUCUAUUUCUUUAAUAUAUAGUUUUUUCAUAAGACUUGAUCAUAAACUUCUAGAUCAACUUUUGAAUAAAAAUACUUCUAAAAACCUCUAAAACUUUCUUUUUCUACCAUUAUUAAUUUUAACACUAUUAUGUAAAAAAAAAUUUUGAAUAGAUUUGUUUAUAAUUUUAUAAGCUUUUUAAUGAUGUAUAACAUAUACUUUGGGCUUACACUUUUAAAGAUAUUUAUGUUUUUGUAAGACUCCUUGAAAAGUUGCUAUUUUUCGGCCGUGCCGAAAGAGUUAA